AUGUCGGUGGAUCGGGUCCAUCGUCUCGGAAGGCGCGAGCGCGGGAGAGCGCUGCAUCCGGGUGCAAUGGACGGAGGCGAAAGAUUCGCGACGCGGACGGUAGCUGUGCUGCGGUCCCGACGCUCGGUGGACGACGCAGCGAGUCGUCGCGACUAUGGGGAGACGCGUCUGUUGGCGGCGACGUGGUGA
Molecule: messenger RNA, 189 nt
Organism: Sparassis crispa
Lineage: Eukaryota; Fungi; Basidiomycota; Agaricomycetes; Polyporales; Sparassidaceae
Exons: 3
Coding region: 1-189 (62 amino acids)
Source: RefSeq, a predicted model, not a curated record